AACCCAAUUCCGAUUCAAAAAAAAUUCGUUCAUUAUAAAGUGAGACUAAUAGGAAACCUUUAUCUUAAUUCAGUUUCUCGUCGUUCACAAAGUUGUUGAGACACAUUUUAUUAUUGAACAAAUAUGAAUCCAAAAUUAAUGUUCGGAGUAGUAUUUUUGAUUACUUUUGCAUUUUAUUCAACCUCUGCAAUACGGUGUUUCAGUUGUAGUAAUCCGUCAAGUUGUAAAAUACCAAAAUCAGUGGAAUGUAACAAAACUCAUGCUAUAGAAACUACACAAUAUCUCAGUAAUUUCUUUCAGAAUGUGAGUACGGAUGCGCUUGAUGUAGUUGUUGCUACGUGUAUGCAACAAGAAACGGAUACAAAAUAUGGAAAAAUUCAAUUUAAAGGAUGCAUUUAUACAGGCUGGCAAACUUGUAAUUACACCCUUAAACCUCAAUAUCAGCCUGGAGAUAAUUAUUUUUGUAACAUAUGCCAGAACCGCGAUGGAUGUAAUCCAGCAGACCGAAUGACCAUAAGUUUAAUUGCAAUUGUAUUGACCUCAGUUCUCGGUCUUAUUUCCAAGAUUUUAAUUUAAUGAGCAUGGUACUGAGUUAUGAAUAUCAUAAAAUGUUAUGGGUUUUAAGGAGGAUUUUAUGACAAUACAUUUAAUCAAACAUGUGCUUUCAAACAUGUA
Episyrphus balteatus (marmalade hoverfly) is the source of this 675-nucleotide messenger RNA. RefSeq lists its product as uncharacterized. The transcript is spliced from 3 exons. The coding region runs from base 124 to 576 and encodes 150 amino acids. Lineage: Eukaryota; Metazoa; Arthropoda; Insecta; Diptera; Syrphidae. The record is from RefSeq and is a predicted model, not a curated record.